Messenger RNA from Eurytemora carolleeae, 1638 nucleotides. RefSeq lists its product as uncharacterized. Bases 2 to 1552 code for a protein of 516 amino acids. The transcript is spliced from 2 exons. The record is from RefSeq and is a predicted model, not a curated record. Lineage: Eukaryota; Metazoa; Arthropoda; Copepoda; Calanoida; Temoridae.
CAUGGAAUACCCAGGGUGGGCUCUACGUGAAGAAGCUGCGUUUAAGACGUGUUUGAAAGGUACAAUCAAUGUUACUUCUAAGUUUGAUGACCCAUUUUCUCUUGUGGUUAUUUUGGAGAAGAAAAAUGAUGGCAAUGAUGAUGAUUAUGACAAGUAUUUAAACUAUGUUGCUCUUGAGGUUGGAAAUCAUGCUGCUGAGUUUAAAAUCAAGAUUGGAGGUGAGAAACACACCCUAAUGAAAGAAACUGGUGAUGUGGGAUUAGAUAAAGGAGUUACUCAAACAUACUGGUUCUCUUAUGACCGAGAUGGAAAGGUGAUCAAGUAUGGGAAGGGACAUGCGAUGGAAGAAACAACAUUGAUGAUGUAUGACUUCAAGAAGAGCUAUGAUUCUAAAACAACAAUUUUCUUUGAUAUCCAUCCCAGCACUAAGAGCUCUAUUCUUCUCUACAGCAGUGCCAUUAAGAUCAUAGAAAACACAGCUGAUAAAACAACUGUAGGAUCCAUUGAUUUUGAACCUUGGAUUUAUGUUACAAGGGAACCAAUGAUCUUCACUCCAUCUCCAUCUCUAAAGGAGUUUGAACUAACUGUACAAGAUUUGAUCAAUCCUGAGCACACUCACCCAAACCGUCUACCUUCUGAAUGCAAAAUAAUCUAUGAUGAUAUUAAAAACAUCCAGGUGCUUGAUCCUAGGCUAAUAGAUCUAAUUAGAAAUAGCAUUCAAACAAAAGGGUUUAUCCUCAACAAGAUCCUAAAGCAGAAGGCAUAUCUAAGAAUAACUCUUGGAGAAAAUGUAGGGAACUCACCAGGAUGUCCUAACGUUCUUGAAAUAUGGCCAGCAGGGGCGGAAAGUCCAAUCCACAACCAUGGGAGAUGUAGUGCAGUAAUCAAGGUACUCCAUGGAAGUAUCCAAUGUAGAAUCUUUAAUAAAUUAACAAAUCCUCCAGCUAUAAACCCAACUUCUAUCAAAGACUUUACUGCUAGCAAAGGUGAUUAUACCUGGAUGAAUGAACAAUGGUUCCAAACUCACCAGCUAAGGAAUAUAUCUGAUGACUAUUGUGCAACACUUCAGUGCUACCAAUAUGCACCUGAGGAUGGCACCCACUAUUCUAUGUUUAAUUACAAGGCCCAAGCAGAGUACGCUGGAUUCCAACCAGGGUCAGAUCUCCAGUUUGAGAAGAUGAAGGAAAUGGUUCUUAAAGAGUGGGCAAACAGUUUGCUAGUGAAAGAGAAUCAUUCUUUGCAGGAGGAAAUUGCUGAUAAGCUUAGGAAAUUACAGGCAAUAGAAGUCCUUAAAACCAAUCUGGAGAAUGAAAACCAACGGUUAAAGAAUGUGGAGAAUGAGAACAAGCAUUUGAAGAAUGAAAACAUAAGAUUAAAGAUUGCAGAGGAUGAGAACAAACAUCUAAAGAAUGAAAACAUAAGAUUGAAGAUUGCAGAGGAUGAGAACAAGCAUCUGAAGAAUGAAAACAUAAGAUUGAGGAUUCCGGAGAUGGCGUUAGAUGUUAAGAGUAUUGUAAGAGAUUUAAAUGGAAGAUUGGCCCAAAGCUCCUAGUAUACAUAUAAUUACAAAGAAUAGCAAUGAACUAAACAUGCAUGUAAAAUGUACAUAUAGUAUAAUAAUUAGGCUGAUGGUAAUAG